Messenger RNA from Parastagonospora nodorum SN15, 679 nucleotides. RefSeq lists its product as hypothetical. Gene Ontology annotation, molecular function: thioredoxin peroxidase activity. Gene Ontology annotation, biological process: hydrogen peroxide catabolic process; cellular response to oxidative stress; cell redox homeostasis. The coding region runs from base 71 to 574 and encodes 167 amino acids. The transcript is spliced from 3 exons. Gene Ontology annotation, cellular component: cytoplasm; mitochondrion; peroxisome. NCBI's taxonomy places the organism in Eukaryota, Fungi, Ascomycota, Dothideomycetes, Pleosporales, Phaeosphaeriaceae. The record is from RefSeq and is a predicted model, not a curated record.
AUUCCUCAACACAACACUUCACAUACCAACUCAAACUCCAAGUUAAAAGCAAGAACACCAAUUGAUCAUCAUGGCUCCUCUCAAAGUCGGUGACUCUCUGCCUGAGGGCGUCAAGUUCGAAUAUGCUCCCAUCACCGAUUCCGACCCGACUGCCUGCGGCCGUCCCCAAGAAUACGACGCCAGCAAAGAGUGGGCGAACAAGAAAGUCGUCCUCUUCUCCGUCCCCGGCGCCUUCACUCCCGGUUGCCAAGCCUUCCACCUGCCCCCAUACAUCAAGAACCGCAAGGCCUUCACCGACAAGGGCGUCGACAUUGUCGCGACCAUUGCGUCUAACGACAGCUGGGUGAUGAAUGCGUGGGGCAAGGUCAAUGGCGUCAAGGGCGAUGAGGUCUUGUUCCUCAGCGACACUAAGACGUUCUUUAGCAAGAACUAUGGCUGGGAUGCGGGUAUGGGAGAUCGCAAUGGGCGCUGGGCUAUGGUGUUUGAUAACGGUAAGGUUAUCUACGCCGAGAACGAGAAGAGCCCUGGUGAGGUCAGCGUUUCGGGUGCUGAGGCUGUACUGUCGAAAUUGUAGAUGAGAGGUGUAGCUGUGGAGGAGACUCGACUUGAGAGUUUUAGAGACCUCGUACCAUCAAAGCACGGCAAUCCAAGAAAGUGAAACAAAUCGAUAUCUCUCCCU